This is a messenger RNA of Elaeis guineensis (African oil palm), 1341 nucleotides long. RefSeq names its product protein FLUORESCENT IN BLUE LIGHT, chloroplastic. Gene Ontology annotation, molecular function: protein binding. Lineage: Eukaryota; Viridiplantae; Streptophyta; Magnoliopsida; Arecales; Arecaceae. The record is from RefSeq and is a predicted model, not a curated record. Gene Ontology annotation, biological process: chlorophyll biosynthetic process.
GGCGACCAACUGGGGUUCACUUCCCUCCCAGUUCCAUUAAAAAAAAACAAAAAAAAGACAAGCCCGCUGAUAGCAAAGAGAAAAGGAAACCGGCGAACCAAAUGGCGAUGCUGUGCCAGCCCCUUUCGCGCCCGAAGGCCGGCGAGGUUUUCCGGCCGUUCCUCUCAUCCUCGAAAGCAUUAUCCGGUCGAAUUUGUGCCACCGAACAAUGGGUGUUUCUCCCAUCAAGAAAAGAAAAGAGGGCACUGUUUUUGAUGAAACUUCAUGUUCCACUUUGGAAAAGUCAAAGCUUGUCAAGUUGCAAAUUUUCAUGUCCUAUAGCAGAUGGUCUCCAAAAGGCUAGGUCAGGAGCUAGAGAUGGGAAAAUAUCAGGACUAUGCCAUAUGGUCAUGGAAUGCAUAUCCAAUCAUCAGGUAUGAUGAAGGUGAUGCCAUACGACUUGUCAAAAGCAGUUGUUCUUGCAAAUUCAUUGAUGCUCGUUCUGCCUCUCAGAGUCUUGGCAGAAACAUGUGAGGCGGCGCGUAAUCCCUUUACUGAGAUGCCUCUACUUUUUGCUAUAGCCCUUAUAGGGGCUGCUGUGGGGGGAUUGCUUGCACGACAGAGAAGAGGGGAACUGGAGCGCUUGAAUGACCAGUUGCGCCAGAUCAAUGUAGCACUAAGAAGACAAGCAAAGAUAGAAUCUUAUGCUCCCAGCUUGAGUUAUACACCAGGUGGUAGAAUCUCGGAAUCUGAAGUCAUUGUUGACCCCAGGAAGCAGCAACUGAUCACAAUUUUGAGAACCGGGAAAAAUUUUCUGAGGAAUCAAGAUCUAGAGAAAGCAUCUGUGGAGUUUAAGGCAGCUUUUGAUCUUGCACGGAGUUUGGGAGAUCACCUGGAGGAAAAGAAGGCUGCAAGAGGAUUAGGUGCAUCCCUACAGAGACUAGGAAGAUACAAGGAAGCUAUAAAGUACUACUCCAAGGUUUUGGAGAUAUCCAGACAAGAAGGUGACGAUUCUGGCAGUACAGAGGCUUAUGGAGCAAUAGCUGACUGCUAUGCUGAGCUUGGAGAGCUGGAGAGAGCUGCAAAGUUCUAUGACAAAUAUAUUGGAAGGCUAGAAAGUGAUUGAUCGAGCUCAAGUGCGCCUUAGCUUUCGAGAAUCAUUCAUAUGACGCCAGUGGAAAAUCUCUCUUUUUUGUUUGUUUUUUUUUUGGUGUGUAUGUGUUGGAAUUGUCACCAGCAUAGGCAGAUAUGUUGCGGUCUUUGAAGUCUAGGUAACUUACGGUUGCAUUUCCAUAUUAUGUACAUAUUUCCAUGGUUCUAGAUUUUCAGAAUCUUUUCUAUAAAAUUAUCUCCAUGUUAAAU